This is a messenger RNA of Camelina sativa (false flax), 469 nucleotides long. The record is from RefSeq and is a predicted model, not a curated record. Lineage: Eukaryota; Viridiplantae; Streptophyta; Magnoliopsida; Brassicales; Brassicaceae.
UCAAUUUCCAGAAUGAUAUGGAGGACAAUACGGUGCCAGAGAUACAAAGGACGAAUCUUGCUAGUGUGGUACUUGGUUUGAAGAGUCUUGGAAUUGAUGAUCUGUUGAACUUUGACUUCAUGGACCCUCCACCUGCUGAAGCUCUUGUUAAGGCUUUGGAACUACUAUUUGCUCUGGGUGCCCUAAAUAAAUCAGGUGAACUGACCAAAGUUGGGAGAAAGAUGGCUGAGUUUCCCCUUGAUCCUAUGUUGUCCAAAAUGAUUGUUGCUUCGGAGAAGUACAUGUGCUCUGAUGAGAUAAUCUCUAUUGCUGCUAUGUUGUCUGUGGGAAGUUCUAUCUUCUAUCGUCCCAAGGACAAGCAAGUUCAUGCGGACAAUGCAAGGAUGAAUUUCCACACGGGAAACGUGGGAGAUCACAUUGCUUUGCUAAAGGUAUAUAGUUCGUGGAAGGAAACAAACUACUCGACUCA